This is a messenger RNA of Acanthosepion pharaonis, 2043 nucleotides long. Lineage: Eukaryota; Metazoa; Mollusca; Cephalopoda; Sepiida; Sepiidae. The record is from the annotation of a GenBank genome assembly.
AUGCAACCUCCUGUAAAAUUGGUCGGUUGCAUGUUGAUUGGCCGAGACGAUGUGUCAGAUGAUGUCUCCAUUUUAUUUCACAGCCACGCUAUCAUCGUGUACGAACAGUCCUCCACAUCGCGUCGCCAGUCCCCUGCCUCCUCCUCCUCCUCCUCCUCAGUGGCGUUUGAAUACGUAUCGUGCCUGCUGGCGAGAAUCUGCCAGUGGCACGCACGAUCGAUAUGUCCGACCAUGAGCCAUCCAUCGAUCAUUAUUCGCCAUGACAAUAAAUCGAAGACAGAAAUACAGAGUACGAACUGGACGAAUAUAAGUGGGGUAGGGCAGAGAAUUCGGUCACUCAUUAACAACUAUCUAUCUAUCUAUCUAUCUAUCUAUCUAUCUAUCUAUCUAUCUAUCUAUCUAUCUAUCUAUCUAAUUCUCUUCCUUUAUUCUUUUCAUCUAUCUAUCUAUCUAUCUAUCUAUCUAUCUCAGUCUCUUCAUCUAUGUAUCUCUAUUCGUCUAUUUCAUAUGUUCGUAUCUAUCUAUCUAUCUAUCUAUCUAUCUAUCUAUCGCGCUAUUUAUUCUAUUCAUUUCAAGCCGCGGGGCGUUUCGGGUCACAGUUUAAUUUACCAAGAUCGGUCCAUAUCGUAUCAGGGGAGCCAGAUGUCCGCGCUGGCCUCUCGUUGUCUUCUGUUUCAAAACUGCCAACUGAGCCGCUCUGCAAUGGUUGAUUCGGGGUUAGGGGGAAUCAGAGAAAGAAAUAAUCGAUACUCCUCCCAUUUCUUUUUCUUUUCUUCUUCUUCUUCAAGACGUCAUUUUACGUCUCUCUUUAGUCCACUCGUUCGCAUAUUCCAUUCGUAUAAUGCAGCUGUGACCGGAGGAAAAACUCAACGACCUCAUCUAUCUAUCUAUCUAUCUAUCUAUCUAUCUAUCUAUCUAUCUAUUCAUAUACGUGUUCCAUAUUUCUUUUUCGCCUGUCCAGUUUAUGAAGGGCCCAAAUGUCUUUCUGCACAAAUAUUUAUUCCUUUUGAUCAUAUUUCCGCUGUUGACUUUCUUUUCAAAAAGUUUCCUUCUACACCUGAGGUAUUUUCUGAUUUUUUCGCCCGUUUCAUUUUGAGCUCAGUCUUAAAUAUUCAUCGUUUUCCAUUCUCUUUAUAUUCUUUAGAGAUAGCAGGAGUCGUGUUUCUUUUUUUUUCUUUCCUUUUUCUCUUUGUCUUUCUUUUCAACUUAUUUUCUUUUUUAUUUCUUUCUUAUCCCUUCUGUUUUCUCUUUUUUCUUCUUAUUUCUCUAUUUUUCUUCCUUUCGCUUUCUAUUCUAUUUUUCUUUCUUUUUAUCCUCACUUUAUUUUUCCUUCUUUUUUCUAUUUGUUUUCUACUUUGCCCUUCAUUUUUACUGUCUCUCUCUUUUCUUUCUUUCUCUCUAUUUUUCUCUUCGUCCUCCUCUUCUCUCUCUCUCUCUCUCUCUCUCUCUCUCUCUCUCUCUCUCUCUUCUUUCGUUUUCUGUUUUUCUUUGGGAUUUUUUUUUUAUCCUUUCUUCCAUUUCCUUCCUUAUCCUUUCUCUUUCUGUCUUUCCUUCCGCAUUUUUCUCGCUUUCUUUCAUUCCAUUAAACAAAACACAACGUCGAUCCUCAAGCAUUUGACGUUUUUUUUUUUUUUUGUUAAUGCUGGUCCUUUUCUUAUUAUCUUUUCUCCUUUUCCAUUUUCCCUUCCUUCCUUCUUUCUCUCUCUCUCUCUCUCUCUCUCUCUCUCUCUGCCUUUAUCUAUCCAUAUACCUCCCCUUUAUCUAUCUAUCACUCUCUUUCCUCCUUUACCAAGUCUACUCGACCAGCAGUCAGUCUCUCUUUUCCGCUUUUUACUAAUUCACAUGUCAUCCCUCUCAAUGGCCACUCUCUUUCUUUCUCUCUCUCUCUCUCUCUCUCUCUUUCUCUCUCUCUCUCUCUCUCACUUUCUCGCUUCUUGUUUCGCUCAAACCUUUCUCCAGCCUUACACCCUCUUCAUACACAUUCUCUUUCUUCCACUCUUGAUAUCUUCCUCUCUAUCACUCUCUUUCCAAAGUAUUUUUUGA